AUGCCUGGCAUCCCAAGUCUAACGGCUAUCACAAAGUCCAUCGCAGACUUCCAUGAAGCUAUCUGGCAGUCGGAGCAGCCACAGCAGCCCCUUGACGAAGAAAUCCAAGAAGCCCUUGUUCACCUCAGAACGAACCCGACUAUCCUCCCCCCUGUGCAGUUUCCCAAGCGCAACCCUCCCGUUGUUUACCACCGUUCCAUCAGAACGCAAGACAUCUACCAAGUCUACCAUACCUACGACCUCAGACGCUUCCACAAGAUCUACUUCCCCAACCGCCAGGUUAUCGACAAGGCAAUUGUACGCGGCCGCACCAACACUCUACAGGGACUCCACUGGAUGUUCCGCCUUGCUGAAGCCUACUUCAAAUCAGAGAGACUCGUCAUCAAGAUCACCCGCUCGCGCGUCCGCCAAUGGCGCUGUAAAAAGCCGAUCGCGGCAGAGGAGAUUCAGAAGCGCAUCAAGCUUGAGGCCGAAGAGGAAAGGAAAGGCAGCUACGACUUUGCAGUAGACAAGAGCGCACGCAAGGAAUACAUUCUCUCCACGGCCGGCGUGCCCAACGAAUGGCAAAUGUUUCUGGAGGAUCGCAAGAAGGCUCGCUACGACUUUGACCUGCCGCAGUGGGAGGACGACUUUACGACAGGCGACGAUCAUGAUGACCAAGACGCCAAGGGGUGCCCCGUGACAGCCCUCCGCGAGAAGUGGUUUACGGGCGACUUUGAUGAGGCCCUGGUGGUGGAUGGCCUGGACAUGGUCAUCUCGACCUGCGACUGCCUGUGGAAUACUGAGGGUAUCGGCAGGAUCAUAGACGUGAAUGAUCCCCAGCCAUGCUACGAGAAGUUCAAGCUGCGCUGCGGGGGUUGCAAGUUUGUUCGAGCUGAGCCUGUAGACUGA
Messenger RNA from Emericellopsis cladophorae, 891 nucleotides. RefSeq lists its product as uncharacterized. The transcript has a single exon. The record is from RefSeq and is a predicted model, not a curated record. Lineage: Eukaryota; Fungi; Ascomycota; Sordariomycetes; Hypocreales; Bionectriaceae. Bases 1 to 891 code for a protein of 296 amino acids.